Molecule: messenger RNA, 2286 nt
Organism: Aspergillus aculeatus ATCC 16872
Lineage: Eukaryota; Fungi; Ascomycota; Eurotiomycetes; Eurotiales; Aspergillaceae
Product: glycoside hydrolase family 18 protein
Exons: 11
Coding region: 1-2286 (761 amino acids)
Biological process (GO): carbohydrate metabolic process
Molecular function (GO): chitin binding; hydrolase activity, hydrolyzing O-glycosyl compounds
Source: RefSeq, a predicted model, not a curated record
AUGCGAGCACUUCACCUUGUCAGAGGGCUGUUCCUCGGCUCUCUGAUCGGCGAGAGUCUACCUGCUGUGUCUGCAGUAUGGAAUGGAACGUGCUCCGCAACGGCCGAAAGUGUCAGUGGUUGUUGCAGCAAAAGCGGCUAUUGCGGCUUUGGCCCUGAUUCCUGCGGAGAUGACGUGUGCGUCUCGACAUGCGAUGCAGUAGCCGAGUGUGGACCAUAUGCAAAAGUCGCAAACCCCACGUGCCCGCUCAACGUCUGUUGCUCGCAGUUCGAAUUCUGUGGUACCUCCACGGACUUCUGCGGCACAGGUAGUCAAAAUGGCUGUGAUGCGGUGGUUGAACCUUCCUGUAAUGGUGAUUCUAGCAACGCUAUUUAUGUGGGGUAUUACGAAAGUUGGAACUACGAGCAUGCAUGCGACGUUCUUCUCCCUGAGAAUAUCGAUGUCGACCCCUGGACUCAUAUCUACUACUCCUUUGCGGGCAUUGACGGCGGCUCGGAUACUAUUACCAGUACCCAUGACCGUGAUGAAGAGUUUUGGCCAAAGCUCACUGCGUUGAAGCAGAAAAGAUCAAGCCUCAAGACAUUCAUUUCAGUCGGCGGUUGGGACCUCGGAGGAGAGGUCUUUUCUAAUAUGAAAUAUGACUUGGAUGGUAUUGACAUCGACUGGGAGUAUCCAGCCGCCUCAGAUCGCGAAAUCGCAGAAGGUCUCGAAUUGCUUUGGAGAAACAGCAUUGACCCUAGUAAGGUUCUUCUGGGCCUAGGCUUUUAUGGGCGCUCCUUUACUCUGGCGGACGAAAGUUGUACUGUCCCAGGAUGCCCAUUCGACACUUCCGCCUACGGAAACGGAGGAGGAGCUCCCGGUCCCUGCACCGACACGGUUGGAAUUCUCACCGACUAUGAAAUCAACCAAGUCAUACAAGAUUAUUCGCCUAAUCUGGUCUACAACGAGGAAGCUGCGGUGAACUGGAUGACAUGGGAAGGCAACCAAUGGGUCUCUUUUGACAACUCGAAGACCCUAAAACAGAAAGCCGAUUUUGCGAAUGCGAGGUGCCUGGAUAGUCUUCUCUCCUGGGCGCUGGAUGAAGGCGGCCCAGGUACACUUGAGAAACCUGGUAGUAUGAACACCUCAUCAACCUCCCUUGAUGGGGCCAGCGUCGAUGGUGGCAGUGACGGUACAGGAAACUUCUAUGUCGGCCAAGAGAUCUAUGAUUCCGGUCAUAUUUUUGUGACGAGAAACGCACCAGCAAACCUAAUUAUCCCUCCAAGCACACUGGGAAUUCCUACUACUCUAUAUCCUGAACCAUUUGUCACCCCUAUUGCAGUGGCAUGGCCUACAACAGUUACAGUUACCGUUUCCGAUACAGUUACAGUGAUUCAGUCAGUGACUAGAACAGUUCAGACCACUACAAUUACACUUGAUCCAAUCAUCACAGGAUUCAUCCCCUGCAUCGGAAUUGGACCUGUGGUUAUCCACGAUGACCCCAACCCAAUGACCACAGGAACUGUUUCCCACACGGUAAUAGGGAAUUGCACGAUCUUUAUCCCUCCAUGGUCUUGGUCGACUACUCCACUCCCCACCACUAUCCCUACUGGACCUGGGGUUCAUUUUACGCGGGGUUCACCUCCAAGUUCAACUUGCAUAGCGGGGUGUGGUAGUCUGUGCACGAGUUAUUGCGACAAGCUAUGCAUGGAUGACUGUGACGAUCAGACGGGGGAUGGAGAUUCAAAUGGUCCUGAUUGCAAGGAUGGGGAGCGUACCGGUCCCCUCUGCAUUAGUCUCGGCUGUACAGGCAGCGAUUGCGAUGCAGAGAGCAGCGUAUGCCUUGGGGAUAACUGCGAGGAAACCGGCUGUCGGGGUGCAGGCUGCACAAAAGGCUAUUGCAAGUCCACCCUGUGUCAGACGCACGGCUGCUAUGGCGACGAUUGCAACGACAGUGGCCUAUGCCUUGGUCCUGACUGCAUUUCGAUUGGCUGCCUAGGACUUGAGUGCCUGGACGGCGAAUGUGGAGGCCCAAGGUGCCACAAGGCUGUAUGCUUUGGGCCGAACUGCUUGAAUGGUUCAUGGUUCUCUUCUAUUAAGGUUGCAGAAGCAUCAGAUACAACCACUUCAGUGGCUGCUAGCACCUCCACUGAUGCUAUCUCGACGACUAUAAAAGUUACUAUAUCAACUAAACCAGCAGCGAUCUCCCUGCAAGACACCUCGCCUUCCGAAUCUAGAUCAUUCAUACUCCGGACGAUCUCCGGAGUACAAGAUCUUCCCUCAUCUAAACCAGCUUCUGUAAGGUAG